This is a messenger RNA of Clupea harengus (Atlantic herring), 1104 nucleotides long. RefSeq names its product mitochondrial inner membrane subdomain organizer 1 (gene miso1). Lineage: Eukaryota; Metazoa; Chordata; Actinopteri; Clupeiformes; Clupeidae. The record is from RefSeq and is a predicted model, not a curated record.
UCGAUCAUUGAAUUUUCGGAGUUAUGAAUCAUGCGACUUGCCGUACUACGUAGUAGGUGGGAUUUAUUUUGUAGUUCAAUGGCAAGUAAACAACAUGCCGGAUGAGCGACCAGCCAUUCCGAAUGAACCUAAUGUUAAAGCAAAUAAUAACCUAAUAGCUAUAGUAUCGAAGUUUGCUGACGAUCACUUGGCACUUUUGCGGAAUGUCAGCACUGGACUAGCAAUCGUGGGCAUUGUCAUUUUAGGAAGGAGCGUCAAAUUGAUCACAAAGUUCAAUGCUGCUUCAGAAAUUCCCUCAAGGUUCAUUGAACGAAACGUUAGUCUUCGAGGGAGAGUGUGCAACAUCUCUGACAAGGGUCUGGAAGUGGAGCACAUCCCAAUUUAUGUCCCUGCCCUUUCACCCCUGCUGGUGAAAUGUCAGACAAGCACUCCCCUACAGGUGCGUCUGGCCGGAGUGGAGCUGACCCCGGAGGGCUGGGACUGGCUCAGACGACAGCUGAAACCUGCGGAGACGGUGUGGCUGAAGCUGAUUCGGCAAGAGGGUGAGACCCUGGACUGCUUUGUUUCAACAGGCCGGGGCUCGUUCCUCAGCACCUGUUUGAAUGAGGAGAUCUUGCGACAGGGCCUGGCCCGGUCCACACCGAUUCUGGGUUUGGGCCACCACUCACGGGUGUACUGGAGACUCCACAAGAGACUGCUGAAGGCAGAGCUUCAUGCUGAGAGAAAGGGCCAAGGGCUGUGGAGAGAGAGCAGCCUCUGGGAGAGAGUCUCAAUAGCCUUUAGGGAGAACAUUGUGGUCAAGAGCAUGAAACGGUUUCUUUCGUUUACCUCCAGGACCAAAGAACAGUGAGCUCACACUGAUAAUGGGACUGAAAAUGAUGAGUGUAAUAUAUUGCUUAAAGUACAUUAUUUGUGAAUUCUAUUGGCCAACUAGCACUUUAUAUAACUGACUUUGGUAAAAUGUUAUAGUUCUUCACCUUCUUGAUAUGAACACAGUUGGAACAGUGUGACUAACUAAAAACUACGGUGGGGUGAGGGAGAUCUUUUUUGGUAAUGUAUAUGGCACGUGUGAAAAGAAUGUAAAUAAAAAAGCAUGAAUACUCA